Messenger RNA from Arachis stenosperma, 1892 nucleotides. Its product is annotated as flowering locus K homology domain. Lineage: Eukaryota; Viridiplantae; Streptophyta; Magnoliopsida; Fabales; Fabaceae. The transcript has 7 exons. Gene Ontology annotation, cellular component: cytoplasm; nucleus. Gene Ontology annotation, biological process: regulation of gene expression. Gene Ontology annotation, molecular function: mRNA binding. The record is from RefSeq and is a predicted model, not a curated record. Bases 154 to 1632 code for a protein of 492 amino acids.
CGAAGAUAUAAUAGCAUAAUACCCAACAAUAGCACCAUCGCCGGUGCGCCACACUCUCUCUCCAAAACCCCAAACCCUAGAUUCCCCAAUUCCAUCCCUCUUGUCGUAAUUCUACCUCAGCUCGUAACCAAGUAGUGGAAUCAGUGAAACCCUAUGGCUGAUGCUGAAGUUGAUCAGAACAUAGAGGAACAUGAGGAGGAGGAAGAAGAGGAAGAGGAAGAACAAGACCAAGACCAAGACCAAGUGAUAGAGAACGUGGAGCAUGAGGAAAACGAAGGGCAGGAGGUGGCGGAGGAGGAGCCCGUCGCGGAGGCUGCAGCAGCAGCAGCACCACCACCAGAAGUAGCAGCACCAGCAGGGGGAACUGGUGGUGAUGGCGGCGGCGGCGAGAAGAAGUGGCCCGGGUGGCCAGGCGAGAGUGUGUUCCGUAUGUUAGUUCCUGCGCAGAAGGUUGGAGGUAUUAUUGGACGUAAAGGAGAGUUCAUUAAGAAGAUUGUGGAGGAGACACGUGCUCGCAUUAAGAUUCUUGAUGGUCCUCCUGGAACUUCUGAAAGGGCUGUAAUGGUAUCAGGAAAAGACGAGCCUGAUUCAUCUCUUCCUCCUGCUGUGGAUGGGUUAUUGAGAGUUCAUAAGAGGCUUCUUGAUGGUUUAGAGAAUGAUUUCUCCCAUGCUUCUUCAGGUGUGGCCGGGAAGGUUUCUACAAAACUAUUGGUGCCAGCAUCACAAGCAGGAAGUUUAAUUGGGAAGCAAGGAGGAACUGUAAAAUCUAUCCAAGAAGCAUCAAAUUGUAUAGUUAGGGUUCUUGGAGCAGAAGAUCUUCCUGUUUUUGCUCUUCAAGAUGAUAGGGUGGUUGAAGUACUAGGGGAUCCCACUGGGGUUCACAAGGCAAUUGAACUUAUUGCAUCCCAUCUAAAGAAGUUUUUAGUUGAUCGCUCUGUAAUUCCAAUUUUUGAAAUGAAUAUGCAAAUGGCAAAUCCUCAUCGAGUGGAGCACAUGCCACCUCACCAAUCAUGGGGUCCACCUCAGGGUCUUCCUCCAAAUGCCGGUGGAGGUCCUGGUUUUGUACCUACUCCUCAAUACAUGCCACCUCCGCGACCACUUGAUAGUUACUAUCCCCCAGCUGAAAUCCCACCUCCAGUGGAGAAACAGCCCCAUCACGGUAUAUCUGCCUAUGGAAGAGAUUCUUCAAUAGGUGUUCAUGCGUCUUCAAAUACCCAAUCUGCACCUUCCAUAGUGACUCAGAUCACACAGCAAAUGCAAAUUCCCCUAUCUUAUGCCGAUGCUGUUAUUGGAACAGCUGGAGCAAAUAUAAGUUACAUUAGACGGGCUAGUGGAGCUACGGUUACUAUACAAGAAACAAGAGGUGUUCCGGGAGAGAUGACAGUUGAAAUUAGUGGAACCGCUUCUCAAGUCCAAACUGCCCAGCAAUUGAUACAGAAUUUUAUGGCGGAAGCUGGAGCGCCAACAGCGGCGGCAGCAGCAACAGGGCAGCAGCCACAAACAGGGGGACCUGGUGCAGAUCAAGGAUAUAAUUCUUAUCAGGCUCAUAGUUCUGUUUAUGCAUCUCCACCAUCCAACCAAGGCCAUACCGGAGGCUAUGGCUCAGUUUAUGGUGCAAACUAUGGCUAUUGAGCUGAGCAGUUCUACAAAAUCUGCUCAUUGUUGAAAGUGUAGAACUGAUUUAUGUAAUAAUUUGACGAACAUUAGGACGCACUGCUAAAUUAUGCUUCUUUUUCUUCCUCCCUCCAUUUUCCUGAAUCUUUAUGAAUGUGAUUUUUGUAUGGCACUAGCUUUCUGUUUGUAUUGGUAGUCAUUUGGAAAUGCUACACACACUAUCCAUGGCCUGAUGUAUUAUUUACUUGUUUUGGAAAGUUGGUGCACCUAUGACCAUA